This is a messenger RNA of Aureobasidium uvarum, 2295 nucleotides long. Lineage: Eukaryota; Fungi; Ascomycota; Dothideomycetes; Dothideales; Saccotheciaceae. The record is from the annotation of a GenBank genome assembly.
AUGCCUCUUCGUUUCAAGUCCCCAGAAAGACCUUCGUCCCGUAGACCCACAUGGGUUCGCCAAACGUCACCGAGUCCAUCCAUUUCUAUAGCUGACUCUACCAUCCAACACGGCUUCCACAAGGCACUUAUCGGAUAUGAACCUACAGCUCUGCUUUGUUUGAAUGACCUCGCCGCAGAAUUAGGUCUUGGUGGCAUCUAUGUCAAGGACGAAUCAUCACGUUUCGGUCUACCUUCCUUCAAAGCCUCCGGGGCAUCUUGGGGUUGCUACCGUGCUCUCAUCUCACACCUGGGUUUGGAUCUCGAGUCUGCUACUCUGGAACAAGUGACUUCCAUUGCUAGAGAUCGGAGAUGCAGGCUGUUGGCGGCUACAGAUGGUAAUCAUGGAAGAGCGAUCGCUUGGAUGGCUCGAUCUUUUGGCAUUGAGUCCUCAAUCUAUGUACCUCACGAUUUGCAUCCUAACUUCCUGCGUUUGAUCACUGCUGAGGGAGCAGAAGUUGUUGUGGUCCAAGGAGAUUAUGAUUUUGCUGUCUCCAGUGCUGCUUCUGCCGCGGCAGCAACGAAGAACAAUAUCCUUGUGCAAGAUACAGCCUUUGAUGGCUACGAAGAUAUCCCAACCUGGAUUAUCGAUGGAUAUGCGACCAUCUUUGCCGAAAUGGAAGAGCAGUUGCAAGGACUGAAUGUACAACCAACCACCAUCAUAACACCUGUUGGCGUAGGCUCCUUGGCUCAAGCAGUAAUCACAUACGCCAAAGGACAACGAAACUUCAAGACUGUAGCUGCGGAGCCAGAUACAGCCGCUUGUCUGCACGCAUCUCUCGCUGCUGGGGAAGCCACGUCCAUCGUCACUUCCAACACGAUCAAUGCUGGCUGCAACUGCGGCACGUUGAGUUCCAUUUCUUGGCCAUAUCUUCGCGAUUACGUCGAUCUGAGCACCACAGUAUCCGACUUUGAGACUCAUGUCGCGGUGCAAGAUAUGCAUCGCCAUAAUGUCAAUGCGGGCCCUUGUGGUGCGUCUGGUCUCGCGGCUUUGAAGAGACUUGUCGCUGAGGGUCACAUCGCAAGAGGAUCUUCAGUAAUCUUGAUCAACACUGAAGCCAAGAGACCUUACGAUAUACCUCUUGAUGUCAGUAACGACGAUGUCGUGGCUCUGACCCAACAACUUGUUCAGAUCGAUAGUUCGAGUCCUUCACUGGAUAUGACGGGCUCCGCGCCAGGAGAAGCAAAGAUUGCAGCAUUCAUUACGCAAUGGCUACACCAUCGCGGUAUCGAGACUCAUGUCAUCGAGUCAAUACCAGGUCGCCCGUCCGUCGUGGGCGUGGUUCGUGGCAGCAACCCCAAAGCCAAAUCUCUCAUGUUGAAUGGACACAUUGACACGGUAUCUCUAUCUACCUACGGCUCCGAUCCUCUCGGCGGCACUCUGAGCGAUGGGAAGAUCUAUGGCAGAGGAGUGCUAGACAUGAAAGCUGGGGUUGCAGCUGCCAUGACCACACUUCUGCAUUUUUCCACGCACGGCAGCAAAGGCGAUGUCAUCUUUACAGCUGUAGCAGACGAAGAGGACAAAAGCACCGGUACUGCUGCUGUUCUUGCAGCAGGAUGGAAAGCAGAUGCUGCGUUGAUCCCCGAACCCACUUCUCUGCAACUCCACCAUGCACACAAAGGUUUCGUGUGGGUUGAAGUCACCGUCCUUGGAGUUGCUGCACAUGGCUCAGAUGCCAAGACAGGCGUAGAUGCCAUAAUGUCCACUGCCAAUUUCCUGAACGCAGUCAAAACAUACGCCGAAACCUUGCCUGAAGACGAUGUGUUGGGACAAGCGACAAUGCAUUGCGGUACCAUCAGAGGUGGAGAGGAGAACAGCAGUUAUGCUGGUUCUUGCACACUGACCCUCGAGUUCCGCACUGUGGAUGACAGCAGCAGCUCUCAGUCUUCUGAUGCGAUUGUCAAGGAUAUCACAAUUGUCCUCGAUAGACUUGCUGCCGCAGACAAAAAGUUCAAAUUCGAGAUGCCCAAGGUGCUUUUCGAGCGUAGGCCUUUGCUGCCGAUGAUCGAGACCCAUCCUUUGCUCGUUGUGACAAGAAAAGCAAUUACUGAUGUGCAAGGAGAGACGCAAGUGCAAUUCACAGCAGCCAAAUUCUGGACUGAUGCUGCGUUGCUGAGUGAAGCUGGUAUUCCAUCUUUGGUGUUUGGGCCUGUGGGUGAAGGUCUGCACGGAAAGGAUGAAUGGGUGGAUGUCGAGAGUAUCAAGAUUGUGGAGCAAGUGAUGAGGAAAACGAUUGAGAGAUUCCAAGGAAGUUGA